AUGAAGGAAGAGACUGAACCGACAAUGAUUUGGGACCGAUUUUUGGUCGUCUUUCGAGAGAAAUACAUACCUCAGUCCGUCCAAGAUGCAAAGUGUGCGGAGUUUUAUCGACUAAAGCAGUGGGGACAGAUGUCGGUGACUGAAUACGAAGUAGAAUUCACCAGGCUAUCACAGUACGGGAAACACCUGAUUAGCACAGAAAAUCUAAAAGCACGAAGGUUCGAAGAGGGACUCCACCCUGACAUCCGUGAUGUCAUACUGCCAAUGCGAUUGGUUACAUACGCUGACAUAUUUGAUCGUGCCAUGAUCGUAGAGAGGAAUGCCAAUAGCAGGAAGAAGUUCACUGAGAAGAAAAAGCAUCAUUUUGACAACUUUGAUGGGAAUAAGUCAAGUGAUUUUCCACCCAAAAAACAGAAUGCAGGACCAUCUAAUGUUAGGAGGCAGAAUAACAAUCGAGGCAAUAAGGUGCCUAAGUAUAACACUUGCGGUAGCUUCCACUCAGGAGAAUGUCGCAAAGCUGCUGGAACUUGCUUUAACUACGGCGAGGGGGAACACAUGAAAAGGAAUUGUCCUAAAUUGGUGCGAACUGGAGCGAAUACGGUACCAUUAGGGAGAAACAUGGUGCAGGCAACUGGGGCAGAACCUAACUUAGUGAACAAUCAACGACAAGGCAGAGCUUUUGCCUUAAUACCAGGAGACGUGCAGAACACAGAAAUGGUAGUUGCAGGUAACUUGUUUAUCUUUUCAUUAUCGGCUUAUGCUCUUAUAGAUUCCGGAUCAACACAUUCAUUCAUUGCAUUACAUUUUGCCAUGAGACUACUUAAGAUACCUGAACCCCUUGGUUAUGAUUUGAUUGUUUCUCAGCCCAUGAGUGGCAGUAGUUGUUGCUCAACUGUAUAUAGAAAUUGUGAUGUGUGUUUCGAUAAUAAUCAUCUGACAGUCGACUUGAUUCCCAUGGAGAUGGGUCACUUCGACGUUAUCCUUGGCAUGGUUUGGCUAUCUGCCAACAACGCCACUAUCGACUGUGCACAUAAGUGUGUUGAGUUUCGAAUCCCGGGUCAUGUGGACUUUCGUUUCACAGGGUUUGGUAUAGUUCCACCGCCGUAUUUAGUAUCCGCGGCUCAAGCCCGACGACUUCUAAGGAAGGGUUGUCAUGGGUUUUUGUGCAGCAUCUCGUCGUCACCAGUAGAAGAUACAAAGAUAUCUAUUAUUCCUAUGGUUUGA
Messenger RNA from Camellia sinensis, 1224 nucleotides. RefSeq lists its product as uncharacterized. The record is from RefSeq and is a predicted model, not a curated record. NCBI's taxonomy places the organism in Eukaryota, Viridiplantae, Streptophyta, Magnoliopsida, Ericales, Theaceae. Gene Ontology annotation, molecular function: nucleic acid binding; zinc ion binding.